UGCUAAAGUAUUUAAGUAGACAAAUACGGCUAGUAACUACUGCAGUGAGCAGGAUCGCUGCUCUAGAAAAGCUGUCUGUUGGGGAUCUGAUGCAAUCUACCCGAAAAGUUUUGGCACUUUCUAUACUAGGAUAUACUGGCAUCAGUCAUAGCAAGGAGGCUACAGCUCUGGAAAUUUUCUGAAGCUGGAUAUUAAUAAUUUUGUGUCUACAGUUGACAAAAUUUGGGAGCAUUCCUUGACCACCAGUCUGUUGCCUGUUCCUACUCUUCAUUUUUAAAUACACACCAAAGUGCAGUCUUCUGAAUGGCCACAGGUAAGGCUGUCGAUUUGUGUGAUCCUUCUCUGAGGCACCUUCAGUGAGUCUACUCAGUUUUCCAGAAGGGAAAGGGGCAAGAGCUGAGUUCAGACCUGGAUACCCUUCUAACUAUCAUAGAGAAAAAGUGAACUGCCCACUAAGGCUUGCACCCUGUACUUAGGAUGCAGCCGCUCUCUGUCCCCUGCCCCAAUGAACAUCUGCACUAGGCCCAAGCCUUGGAGUGACUUACCUGAAGAGUGACACCAUUUAUCUGAAAACUGCUAAAGUAUAAUUGAGAGGAAAAGUGUGAAAGAAAUGCAAAGGGGAAACAAUAGGAAGAAACCCAAGACAGCUGAAAACCAGAAGGCAUCUGAGGAGAAUGAGAUUACUCAGCCGGGUGGAUCCAGCGCCAAGCCGGGCCUUCCCUGCCUGAACUUUGAAGCUGUUUUGUCUCCAGACCCAGCCCUCAUCCACUCAACACAUUCACUGACAAACUCUCACGCUCACACCGGGUCGUCUGAUUGUGACAUCAGUUGCAAGGGGAUGACCGAGCGCAUUCACAGCAUCAACCUUCACAACUUCAGCAAUUCCGUGCUCGAGACCCUCAACGAGCAGCGCAACCGUGGCCACUUCUGUGACGUGACGGUUCGCAUCCACGGAAGCAUGCUGCGCGCACACCGCUGCGUGCUGGCAGCCGGCAGCCCCUUCUUCCAAGACAAGCUGCUGCUGGGCUACAGCGACAUCGAAAUCCCAUCGGUGGUGUCAGUACAGUCGGUGCAAAAGCUCAUUGACUUCAUGUACAGCGGUGUGCUGCGAGUCUCACAGUCGGAAGCUCUACAGAUCCUCACAGCCGCCAGCAUCCUGCAGAUCAAAACAGUCAUAGAUGAGUGCACACGCAUCGUGUCACAAAAUGUGGGCGAUGUGUUCCCGGGCAUCCAGGAUUCUGGCCAGGACACACCAAGAGGCACACCAGAGUCAGGCACAUCUGGCCAGAGCAGUGACACAGAAUCAGGAUACCUGCAGAGCCAUCCACAACACAGUGUGGACCGCAUCUACUCGGCACUGUACGCUUGUUCCAUGCAGAAUGGCAGCGGCGAGCGCUCUUUCUACAGCGGUGCAGUGGUCAGCCACCACGAAACUGCACUCGGCCUGCCCCGUGACCACCACAUGGAAGACCCCAGCUGGAUCACACGCAUCCAUGAGCGCUCCCAGCAGAUGGAGCGCUACCUGUCCACCACCCCUGAAACCACGCACUGCCGCAAGCAGCCCCGGCCUGUGCGCAUCCAGACCCUGGUGGGCAACAUCCACAUCAAGCAGGAAAUGGAAGAUGACUAUGACUACUAUGGGCAGCAGAGGGUGCAGAUCCUAGAACGCAAUGAAUCGGAGGAGUGCACGGAAGACACCGACCAGGCCGAGGGCACAGAGAGUGAGCCCAAAGGUGAAAGCUUUGAUUCCGGGGUCAGCUCCUCUAUUGGCACCGAACCUGACUCAGUGGAACAACAGUUUGGGGCAGGAGCCACAAGGGAGGGUCAGGCAGAACCCGCCCAACCUGAGCAGGCAGCAGAAGCCUCAACUGAGGGCAGUGCCCAGCCAAACCAGCUAGAAACAGGUGCCUCCUCUCCAGAGAGAAGCAACGAGGUGGAGAUGGACAACACAGUGAUCACUGUCAGUAACAGCUCUGAUAAGGGUGUCCUACAACAGCCUUCAGUCAACACAUCCAUUGGGCAGCCAUUGCCAAGUACCCAGCUCUAUUUACGCCAGACAGAAACGCUCACCAGCAACCUGAGGAUGCCUCUGACCUUGACCAGCAACACACAGGUCAUUGGUACAGCUGGCAACACCUACCUGCCAGCCCUCUUCACUACCCAGCCCGCGGGCAGUGGCCCCAAGCCUUUUCUCUUCAGCCUGCCACAGCCCCUCACAGGCCAGCAGACCCAGUUUGUGACAGUGUCCCAGCCCGGCCUGUCCACCUUUACUGCACAGCUGCCAGCGCCACAGCCCCUGGCAUCAUCUGCAGGCCACAGCACAGCCAGUGGGCAAGGCGAAAAAAAGCCUUAUGAGUGUACUCUCUGCAACAAGACUUUCACAGCCAAACAGAACUAUGUCAAGCACAUGUUCGUCCAUACAGGUGAGAAGCCCCACCAAUGCAGCAUCUGUUGGCGCUCCUUCUCUUUGAAGGAUUACCUUAUCAAGCACAUGGUAACACACACAGGAGUGAGAGCCUACCAGUGUAGCAUCUGCAACAAGCGCUUCACCCAGAAGAGCUCCCUCAAUGUGCACAUGCGCCUGCACCGCGGGGAGAAAUCCUAUGAGUGCUAUAUCUGCAAAAAGAAGUUCUCUCACAAGACCCUGCUGGAGCGACACGUGGCUCUGCACAGUGCCAGCAACGGGACCCCUCCCGCAGGCACGCCCCCAGGUGCCCGCGCCGGCCCACCAGGCGUGGUGGCCUGCACUGAGGGGACCACUUACGUCUGCUCCGUCUGCCCAGCAAAGUUUGACCAAAUGGAGCAGUUCAACGACCACAUGAGGAUGCAUGUGUCUGACGGAUAAGUAGUACCUUUCUCUCUUUCUUACGAACCAAACAAAACAACAACAAAAGAAUAAACAAACAAACAAACAAAAAGCUAUGGCACUAGAAUUUAAGAAAUGUUUUGGUUUCAUUUUUACUUUCUGUUUUUGUUUUUGUUCCGUUUUAUUUUGUACUACAUGAAGAACUGUAUUUUGCCUGCUGGUACAUUACAUUUCUGGAGGCUCGGGUGAAUAAUAGUUUUCCCAGUCUCCCUUGGAUGGUGGCCUUAAGGCCUGGUAGUGCUUCAAGAGGUCCACUGGUUGGAUCUCUAGCUACUGGCCUCUAAAUACAACCCUUCUUUACAAAAAACAAAAAAACAAAACAAAACAAAAAAACAAAACAAAAACAAAAAAAGCAAAAAACCACACACACAAAAAAACAAAAACAAAACAAAAAAAUCUUUUAAAAAAGUUUUAAAAAGUUUAAAAAAAAAAAAAGAAAAAGUUGUUUUCCACUCAUGAAGAGCACUACAAAAUCUAUAAGGAGAUGUAAAAGGCCUGCUGUCUUUAAGUACACCGCUCACAGUGUUUCAGUGGACAUUUCACAAUUCUGGCCACUUGGACUUCACAGUAACCAGUUAAAACUGUGGAUUAUCACUUCUGGUUGAAAACCGAGAGGAAAGGCCCUGCUGUUUCCACCUACAUUAUUAAAGGGCUGUGGGAUGGGAGGGGGCAGUGAGCCCAGUGGUGUGGGGAGAAAGUGGCAUGGCAGGCUUCUCCCCAAUUCUGCCAGGUCCACACCCUGGCCCAACUCCUUCACAUCCCCCCCACACACACUUUCAGCAGAAGCCAGAAGACUUGGACAAGCAACAAGCAACAGUGGCUAUCGUAUUUAUUCAGUGUCUUCGCUGAGCUGCAGCCUCAGCGCAAUCAGGAGGGACUUUUAUGAAAGGCAGGAAUGCAGAGAAAAUGAUAACAGAUUUCACACUUAUGUUUCUAGGUACAAGAGAAGGAUUAUUUCCAACAACCUUUGCAAAAAAAAAAGUGUCAGGAUAUAUUCUUGUGGAAGAGAAAAAGAAAGAGAAAUGGAGGGUGGGGGGAACGAUAAAAGUUCUUGAGGCUUUUUUAAUUCAAAAUUUUAUAGAGGGGCAAAAGUGAUGUUUACCAGAUAGAAUGCUGAUUUUUUAAAUAUAUUUACAACAGUAUUUGUGUAAAAAAAAAACAAAAAAGUAAGAUUGUCAAAAGUAAUUUUUUCUCAUUUUGGGUUUGCAUACACUGCCGCCAGUCCCUUCUCGUGUACACACACACACACACACACACACAUAUAUAUAUAUAUAUAUAUAUUUUGGUAAGUCAAGACUGUUAAGGUUAGCGAUACUGCUUCCAGAUAGAAAGAAUAAAAGGCAACUAAAGUUAUAUUUGAAAGAGAGGAAGGAUAUUUUCUUCAUAUUUUUUUCUUAGUUUUUUAUUAUUUUAAGUAUUGCCUGGGUUGCUGAGGGCCAGAGAGGCCCACCCACCCCUGCUGUAAUUUCAGCUGCUGCUCUGUUUUGCUGUGUAGAUCUUUGACUUCUAGCAAGCUUAAGUUGCUCCACUGAAUAUUUUUUUCAUCGAUCCAUCUAGAAUUCUGUCCUUUUUCGUGGGAGGGACAUGACCCUUUAGCAGAUUUCUUCUCCAAAAUUUCACUGAGCUCUUAGGAUUCUAGAAUUUCCAUUUACCUUGCUUUUUCUCUUUGAUGAAACACUAGUAGUCUAGAGAUCUUGACAAAGGGGUUUGUUUCCUUUAUGGUCAGCCAGGAAGAGGACUCUACAAAACUCUACCCUCCACUGUGUAAACGUCACUAUGAGAAGUCUGUUACAAACUACAAUGCGUCGAUGCCAAAACUCCUUUCUUUCUUUAAACAUCACCUUUGGACUCUUCCCACCAUGGCUAAGAGGGUCAAGUAGGGUGGUCCCUCUUUAGUCGAUUAGUAACCCAAUUUCCCUAUGCUAACAGCCAGCUUUCAAAAGGCCCUGGAUCUUGGGCACUAUCCCAGGUGCCACUCUUUCUAGUUGAGAUCUCUCUCCUUGGUCUUGAUCAAGAAACCCUAAGAUUUUUCCAAUUUUAUACAGUGUCCUCAAGGGAAAAAUAGGACUUUUUAAACCUAGCUAAUACUGGAAAAGUAAUUUCAUGACUGGGCAUGUUUUAGCAUACUUAAAAGGAAAAGUAAAUAUUCCAAUAAUGCAGGAAUAUCAAACUACAUUUUUAAAAAGAAGAAAAGAGAGGAUAUUUUCGUUUCUAAAUUGCUCUACAUUUUAAUUUAAUUUUCCUCCUAAUUUUCCUGUUAGCAUUUUAUUUACAAAAAAAAAAAAUGCAGCAAAAGAGGCAAAUUUUUCCAAGGCAAGCAACUCUCUAAUGACUAAAUUGGUUUUAUUCAUAUAUUUUAGACAAUUGGUUAACUUGGAUCUUUUCCAUAUGUUCUUUGUGGUGUUUAGUAGUUUGUGCAACUGGAGUGUUUGUGGAGUUUGAGUCGGUCUUAUGGUGCUUCAUUCAGGGGAUAUUUUGCUAGAAGUUGUAAUGUGGAUUUGGAUGCUUAGCUGACUACUGAGGACCACUCAUCUUGAUUUCUAAGAGGACAACCAAGAAUGUGUGUGAUCUGUGUUUAAAAUGUGCCAGGACUCCCUCCCCACCCCACCCCACCUCACCCCACCCCAGUAGUGACUUCAUGUUUCCUUACCACCAAUAGAGGGAGCAUUAAGUAACUACAUCGUAGAAUCAUUUUGAUAAUUUCAAAAAUGUGUAAUUUAACCCAUUAGAAAAAAAAAAAAAGACUGACAUUGUGAUAAUUUUCCUUAAUCUGAUGAAAAAGAAAGAAAGACAUGAAAUCACUUAUCAUAUAAAACAAACGAAAGAAGGUCAAAACCUAGUUUUAGUUACUUUCUCUGUUGUCAGGGGUGCAUUUAAAAAUAAUGCUUCUAUUCAAACCUUAGCAAAGUAGCAGAAUUCAUAUUGUUUCUGGGAAAACUUAUCUUGAGGGCUGUUGGGCUACACUUCCCCAUCUACUUCUUAAAUAUGAAAGAGACCCAUUUGCCUUAACGCUCAUUUGCCAUUGUCAGAAGCUAAGCAAGUGGGUUAAAACUCCAACAUCUGUUGUAGAGUACUGAGGAAAAGAGCAGGUGACUGGAAACCCUGGUGUACACCCCUUUCUUAUUAAAGGGAUUGCCUCCUUUUAAAAAGGGUGGGGAGGUCCCUAAAGAAUUUUGGUAAGGCCCUACUGUCUAGCUCAUUCUGUUGUAUUUAUUUUUCUCCCAAAGAUCUCACAACCUAAAACAUUUGACAUUGUUCUCUAGAACUGGGAGGCCACUAUAUUGGCAUGAGAGCCCUCAAGCAAGGAUGCUUCUUCAGGGCUAAUGGCAUUAUCUAGCCUUUAAAGGGCUGCUUUCUGACUGAUCCACAAUUUUGAAUAUAGUCCUGUCUGCUCCUAUUCCAAAAGAUACAGGAGCUUGAUUGCCCAUGCACAAUCGCUGUCUCGAAAUCACAAGUAACAGAGGGGCCAGGAAGAGUCUUCUUAAUUUUUGGUUUCCAGUCCUGAAGUUUUUAUGAUGGAUGCUGAAAGUGUUUUUAAAACCAGAAAAGAAAAAAGGUCUUUUUAGUAUUCAGGAAAACACACACACAGAGUGAUAGAAGCAGAUGUUCUAGGCAGAAGACCUUAAGCACAAAGAACAAGAGCUGGUAUGCAGAAGAAGAUAAUUUUUAAAACAAUCUAUGAUUUUUAAAUGGAAUUUGUUGAAUACAAAAACAGAAAAAAUGUCUGAAGAAUGUUUGUCUCAACACGUUUAUAUAGAAAUUAUGAAAAUUAAAUUCCCUAGCACUAAAAACAUUGAUAGUGUCUCAGCAUGUGGGUAGUUUUUCCUGUACUAAGUACCAACAUUUGUACAAAAAGAGCCCCUUCCUGUAAAAUAACCCCCCCAAAAGACCAUAAUUAUAACUAAUGGAUGUUCAGUUCUACAAUUAAAAACAAACAAAUGAGAAACAAGUCUCCCGCAAUCUGAAAUGAGAAUGUAUAUCAAAGUUUCUUCAUUGUUGUAGACGUGCACUCCUCACAGCCAUGUUGCAGGCUCUCCCAUCCCAGUUCUGUUUGCCAGGAAUGAGGGUGGUACAUAACCGUGGCUCAUGCCUCAGGUGUACUGUUCCUGCCUCCUGUAUCUAGAGGUCACAGUAGCUCUUGGCCUUAGAAAGACAUGGGUUUGCCUCUUUCUCUAUAAGUCAGAGAGCUUCAUUUUUUAUCAUGAUAUCAUGUAAGAUCAAGAAAACCCUUUCCAACCCCUGAACAGGGUGAGUCUGUGUCUGAGUGAGCAAGAAAAGGUUUCCUCUGGGCAUGCUUGUUUCCCUGUCAGUCUUCCUGUCGUCACCUACGUGUGCUUCCAUCUCCCACACCAGCACGGUCCUGCUGCCCCCAAAGCAGUGUUUUCUUUCAGCAUAAAAGUUAAAAAGGAAGUGGUGCCUCAUAAAACCUCUCUGGUCCCCAGAAAAAUACAGCAAAGUUCCUUGUUGCUUUUCUAUUGCAAUCCUUUAAAAUAACUCUAACUCCCAACACCUGUGCCGUGAGGAAUGUCCAAGUGAGGUGAUUCUGGCCAGGAUGCAUAGCAGAUAUGUCCAUUCUGAGCCUUCCCGAUGUUGCAGAAGAAGUUGUUUGAUUAGUUAGGGUUGGUCAUGGGGAAUAAUAUGGUUCUACAGAAGAUCACAUCAGACUGGCUCUGCUGUGACCAGUGUGGCAGCUGCAGCAAAGGGAACAAAAAGGUGUAGGCCAGGAGCAGACAGAAGAUAUCCUGUAGGGGAAGAGAACAGAGGGUGGGUACCUUCUCUGCUGUGGCUUGACUCUUAAAAGAAACCCUCCAAAAAGAAUUCUUUAACUUAGUAAUGAGUUGAAGUCCAGGGUAAUGGAAGCUCUGGGGGAAGAGAACAAAAGAAUUGCACAAUGUAUUCAGUACCCAACAAUACCAAACCAGAAAACACCAAUCACAAAGCUAGGAAGUUUGGCAAGAGGCACUUAGGGAAACUUCCAGCCUUUUCCAUGGGUAGGGUCCGCAGACUUUCUUUUGAGUGAUUUCUGGCUCAGAGAAACCUCUUUACUCACUAGAAAAGAACUUUAUUUAAAUGGCCAAUUUUGUCCCCUGGGGAAAAAAAGAAAAAAAAUUUAAAAAGACAGAAAAGAAAAAUAGGACACUAAAGACAGAACCAUGUGAGUUGGUGACAAACAAAAGAAAGGGGACACUAGAAUUUCAAUAGACUCCCCAAUUGGAUAGAAAAGAAAAAAAUAGCAAAGCUACCCAAGAGCCUCCCAGCUCCAGACUCCUAGUCUGCUGGGAGGGGACAGAGUGCUUGAGCUGACCUGGCUGCUAGCUUUCUGGGGCUGGGCAUAACUGGGACCCUGGCAACCUCCUCCUUAAUUCUGUGUUUUCAUACAGAAAAGGGACUGUUCUCUUAGGUGCCCGGGAAAUAGGUGGCAUGGGGCAAGCUUCCAAAAUCAAGCUUUGCCCUGUGCUCAUGCUGUCCCAGAAGAGCUUCAGCCCAUACAUGAGAAUCCUUAAGUAUUCCCAAGGGCUUUGUGUGCAGAGUUACCAUUUCCAAUACAUCUUAAACCUCCACAAGAGACAGGCUGUGUUCCUGUAAAGUUGCACAUGUGGAAGUUACUAACACAAAACAUCACUUCUGGCACGAUGAACAGCCCAAGCCAAAUCCCCCAAGGAGGUCUCUAAGUUUCUCAAGAUGCUUUUCUGCUUGACCACUGAACCCACAGCAGUAAGUGGUGUGCAUUACCAGGUCCCAGGAGUGGCUGUGGAACUUCCCAUUCACUCUAAGGUGAAGAGACAAAGAUGAAGGCUUGCAAGGCACAAAUUCUUUUUCAGAACCAAGUGUCUCCUCCUCACUGAAGGAGGAGUAGAAAGGCCCAGGACUAAAACUAGAGUUUUAGCUGACUGACAGCUGCCCUUCCCCUGUGGUUUCUUUAGACCCUAUAUGUUGCUCCACAGACUAAAUACUGAAGUAACAUCAGCUAAGGAAUUUUCACAAGAAAGUGUUAGGUUGUAGAAUUAUUGCCUUAAAUUAGAAACCCCGGGGGGAAAAAAAAGCAAGCAAACAAACAAUACAGAAAUGAAAGGCUAUGGAGAUAGGGGCACUUCUUGCUUUUUAAUGGUUCCAUAAUCACAAAAAAGUAAGCUCUAUUCAUGACUGAGGACUAUGGAAACAGUGACUUCCUGGGGAGGCACCAAACUUGUAGGGGAACCGGCUGCUUUCAGGAAGCAGCUAUUUCCUGUCUACUCUAUUUCAUUGGUAGGUCGAGGCUGAAUAUAAAAUAAGCAUGUUGCUAAGUAGCAAGUCCCGUUAAACAGAAUCACAGGUGCCUGGAUGACUCUUAAAUGUCUCCUUAACUGGGAGAACGAUCCCAACACACAGCUUUCUUUUUUUUUUUUUAUAGAAUCAGCAUCUCUACAGUCUGCACUUUGUUCCACCUCAGUUCUGGAGUGUAUUUGGUUUCUCUUGUGUGUCUUUGUUUAAAUGCAGAAUCAAAACUUUCAAUUCUUUAGUAAAGAGGCAUCACCUGCAUAUCACAGACAAAAGCAAGCCCCAGUCAUGAGGUCCCAGCCUCAACAAUGCCUGGAAAUAGUCAGUCUCCCCUUGGAUCUCUUGCGAAUUGAGAGGUUUCUUGGUUCAGAGUACUUCCAUGAGAUUCUCAUACUCCUGCAGCAGAGAGAAAAGAAUUAACCCCCCCAGGAGACAUCUGUUUCUACUGUUGUGCAGCAGUUGUUAGAGCCCGAAGCAUCAGUCUUUUGCACGCAGAUGCUAAUAGCAAAAGUGGCUUAACCCAUCCAGUUUGUCACAGCUGCUGGCCAGAAUAUCUGCACCUUAUACAUGUGUAUGCGUUGGUGUGAGGUUCUUAUGCCAUGACACUUCAUUUAUAUUCUCCACUGACAACAGCAUAGACUUGGAAAUUUCCAGCUACAGUCCGAGGCCUGCCACUGGUCAUACACCUGCUUUCUGCUCUGUUACCUUGGUUGGGUGCAUUGGUAUGUAUGAUGAGGCUUUAGAGCAUGGGGAAGUAGCCCAACUGUCAGUAGUUUGUGCAUAGCCUUUUGAGGAGAAACUUGAACAAAUGCUACACUUCUGUGGAUUUACCUGUGUGUGUGUGUGUGUGUGUGUGUGUGUGUGUGUGUGUGUGCACAAGACUACACACAUUUGUAUGUUUGUGUAGUUAUGUUGUCUGAGUGUGUGUACAUCCCUCAGAUGAAACACACACAGGCAGAGUUCCUGGUGCAUAGAUACAGUUGCCUCUUCUACCAUUGUGCUCAGACUCAUGGCUCUCUUCCCAGGAAGCAGUCACCUGCCCACUCUGUUGCUUUUUGUAGCAUUUCAGAGUUAGGAGAAACAAAGGCAGCUUGUUGGCUCCACAGCAAACCCACAGGGACAGGCUGUUUCCCUCCAGAAGAGGGUGGAGUACACAUAUUCAACCAGGCAGCAGACCAGAGGGGGCCAUCCAAGGCACCUCACAGGACUCCCAGAGGAGAGGCACACCCAGGCAGGUAGCACCCAGGCAGCCCAGGAUUGAGCCUGAGCUCAAAGGCCAUUCCUGUCUUCUCGGGAACCUUGGAGGCUUUAGAGAAGGAGCAUGGUCUGCAGAUCGUGGAUAAAGCCUAGCCCCAGGCAUGAAGUCUCAGCUUGUAGCAUGUGCACACCCUCACACACAGGAACUACAUGGAAGUCCUGCUUCCAAACUGAAACUCCCGGAUGCUGCCUGCAUCUGCAGGACAUCACUGUCAUUCACAAGCUGUGUCUCCUGACCAGGGUGGCCUUCGCCAGAGUCUUUCCAGAAUGGGCUAUUUACCAUGUCUAGCAAACCAAUAGAAUAUCAGAGGGCUAUCUUGAAGGGAAUCUGUAAGAAUCAGUGUCUCUUGCCUAUGUCAGACAUUAAUGUAGAAUGCUACUCUAAUAUAAUAUAUUGAAUGACUGGACUUAGCUCUCAUAGGUAACGCUUGAUGGCUUGAUGACCUGGAAACAGUUGGAUUUAGUUUUCUCACUCCAAUGCCCUUCUUUUACUAGAUGGUUUCGUUCUCCCCCCCCCCUUUUUUGUAAUAUGUAGAUUGUUUCUCCUUUACAGAAUUCAGAGGACCUUUCUUUCCUCUUAUGUUUUAGUGACAUUUUCCCUUCCCCUAUGCUGUAAGGCUACUUACAAUUGCAACUAUUUUUGUUGGUUAUUAUUUUUUCAAACGUGUGUUGUCUUUCUGUAUCCAAAAGAAGUCUGUGACCAUAACCACAGUAUUUCUUUUUACUGGAAAAAAAGUUCAUUUCUUGUUUUUGUUUUUAUUGUUUCAAUUAACAGUACUAGUGGCUCUGUGGAAGACUAUGGUUACUAUUUAGGUAUGCUUACUUAAGUACAAUACACUACAUUGCAGUGUUUCUGAAACCUAGAAUAUACGCAUUAUAUAUAGCAACUCUAUAUUGAAAUAUAGUCCAUUGUAUUCAUUUUAACCUUGAGUCUGCCAAUGAUCAUGAGUUGAUUGAGAUGUCAUUUCUUCAUAUAUAUCACCCAUCACCACCUGAUGCAGUUAAUCUGGCGCAUUAAUUUUCAUUAUGGCUCCAAUUUUCUUUCUAUAUUACCAGCUUCAGUGUUGUCUUUAGAAGAUUCUAGUUUGCUUUCUAUAUUAUCACCUUCAGUAUUGUCUUUAGAAGAUUUUAGGAUUUUUUUUAAAGCUUAGCACAUGUAGGAAAGUGAAAGCUGUUUCAACUUUAAAAAAAUUAUUUUGCUGUGGCUUAUACAAAGAAGUUCAUAUUCCAUGUGAGCUUCUUUAACACCGUGUCAACAUGUGAAGAACAAAGGUUGUACCCAUGAACACACGUGUCUGUCAUCUCCCCCUUUAGCACCACCAUCAUCUGUACUUGCUUUAGAAAGUAAGACCAAGGAGAUUCUUGUCUGUCACAUUAUCUGACCAGCUAUCAUAAGCUGCAUUUCAAAGGGCUGUUUUGGUGAGAGGCAAAGACAAGGAAAUGCCUCACUCUGCCGACUAUAUCUUUGAACACUAGUUUUCAGUAUUGAUCCUUUACCGUCUGCUCUCUCUUUUUGUUAUGCCUGCAUUAUUUUCAUUAGUCUUCAGCCUUUCCCUGGAGGCAUUUUGGAAAUACACUAUUCAUUUUCCCAGGAGAUUUAUUUUUAAACUAAAACCACAUUUCUGGAAACGUUUUAUUAACAGAACUCAAAAACAUAUAUGAUGUUUUCCAGCCUGUAGACCCCAUACUUUAGUGGUUCUUGGUUACCUGGCACUCAACAUCUCUACUUGCUUUCUUCUCUAGCCAGGCCACCAAGGGAACAUUCAGAAAUCAGAUAGCCUGUCUUCUAACAGAAGCACUUUCAGGUCAUCUUUUCAAAUCAAAACUUUCUUCAGCUGCCCUCUGCUAUCCCACCAAAAGCCUGGACGUCAGAAUCAGAUCAACUGAAGCCCAUCUCCUUCUCCACACUGUGUAUUCAGGACAAAAUGAAGUAUAGAACCUCCCCGUGGUGGGCCAGUAUUUAGGCUUCUCAGUGUGAAUAGACCACUUUCGCCUUCAGUCUUCCAUCAUCAAUUAUUGAGUCUCAUCACAUUCUGCUGUGCCUAUUCAGUGUCUCUGACCCCAGCUCACCCAAAGUCUCCUUGGCAUCUUCCACUUGUGAAGCCUGGCACUCAUUUGGGAUCUUUCCUUUAGUCACUUUCGAUGACACUAAACUAGAUCUAGUAGGAAACUAUUUUCAGUGAAAGACCUGGCAGCUGAGAAACGUGAUUAUGAACUGAGUGGUAGUGAGGCUGUCCGUUCAGUGAUCAGGUAUGAGGUAAAUUGUCCCAACUCCAUUAUUGUUGCUUUCCUUUCCUUGCCAAAUUCUCCUGGUUUCUUGUUGUUUCUUUUUAAAGAUAACUUUGAGCUACCCAAUCAUCUCUUCCAUGCUUCCCCCUAAAAUAUUACAUUAUGACCCCCCAAUCGUUCAUGUCUUUCUUCUCCCACUCUUCUUAGCAUCUUUCUUUAAAUGAGUUCAUAAACUUGAGGCUCGUAGGCAGAAUGAAGCAUGUCUUCAUUUCAGCUUCAGAUUUUAAAGGUUGUCAGUAUCUUUUGAGAGUAGGAGGACCUGAGUCACAGUUUUAAAUGUCAACUGUACUAGUUGAGAUCAUUAAUUCCUCUCACCUUUACAUUAAACCAAAGAUAAGUAUUUUCUGUUUUUUUAAUACCACAGUUUUCAGAUUCUUGAUAUGAGUAGACCACUUCUAAGGGAGGGGAAAAAAAGCUCCCAUGUUGAUUAUUUCUGAUUGUGCUAAUAUUUAUCCAAUGACAUGAUUGCCAGGUACUAGAUUUACAAGAAUCUGAAGAAAUGGGUAACAUUUCAAAAUCACUUUGGUAGCUAUUCAUACCAAAAGCCACUUCCAUUCAAAUGCAAUGUAAGAAAAGUUUAAGAGCAUUUCUUCAUGUAUUACAUUUUUUGAAAAGCCAAAUAUUGAUUGGACUGAAACUUUUGUUUUAUAAAAAAAAUUACCUUGACAUGGCAUAUGUUUAAAAAAAAUGAGACUAAGGCUGACUGGGUCCUGUACUAGAUUUGAUGUGCAGGACUCAGUUUAUAAAUACAGUAUGUUAUUUGGCCAUCAUUCUGGAGCUCAUUCCAAUUACGGCUUUCUGGGCUCCAUGAAGAAGACUGAAGUCAUUGUGGGUGUAGCCCUUUGAGGAUACUUGUAAUAUCAUUUCACACUGACCCUUUAGCACAUUGCCCUCACUCACUAGGAUAUCACAUUGUCUCUCUGCUCAUACAAAGAUAGAGUGUGAGACAGUUUGCAGUGCACAGACACUUCUUGCUCUACCUUGAUACCCAAAAUCUACACUUAAUAUGAAACAUGUAUUGUCACUCGACUUGAGGCUUGAUCCAGCUUUUGUUUAAAACAGUUUGGAGCAUCAAUUUUCACAGAGAGGAAUGAGAUAAAUGGCAAGUUCAGAAGCCUUCCUGAGGCAGGCAUCUCUCAAGAAACCACCAUGUCUUAAGGCUAAUGUUUACAUUUCUGAAGACUGUGACCUUUGCUUGGCAUGUCCUCCAACCUAGUCUUACCUUCAUCUCUUCCUUUUCCCAUUUGGGGCUCCUGCCAUCUCUUUUGGAGGUACUCUGUAUCAAAAGAGCUCUUGUCCUUUGGCAUUGCUAUCUGAAGGCAUAGAAGAUACAGGCAUCCUAAGUGCAGUGUGGAGUGGGAGAGGUCUGGAUCAGAAAGAUCUCAUUCAAUUCUGUUGAUCCAGGCUGCCCUCUUGCCAUAGUUCCUUCAGGCUCUCCAAGAGAUCCAACCCUAAGGCCCAGGAUUUCUCACCACAACCUCUUAAGAUCGUCACAGAUGAAUGUCUAAAUCCUGUUUAAUAUUCUAGAGGGUCCAGGGUGUGAAUUCUUACUACUCAGGAGCCUCCUGUUUUUACAAGCUGGCACCUGUCAACAUCACCAACAGCCCCAACAGUAACUAAUGCAGCAAAAUAAUGGUCAGAAACACUAGGGUGUAUAUGUGAGAGAUUAGCAAGUGAUUUUUUUCUUCUUUUACCCAUUUUUUUUAAAAAAGGCUUCAUACCCCUCCCAACACAUUUCAGAAAACCUGCAUCUCAUUUUACACUUAAGUAGUUUUAGUUUUGCGAAUGUAGAUUAGAUAAUGUUCUGGAAUUGAAGCUGGUAGCAAACGAGUUUAUUUUCUGCACUGGACGUUAGGACAAGUGUGCAUGGAUGCAAUUCCUUCAAAGAAAGUGAAACGUGGUAAAGCAAAGGGACAGUACUUUUACACAUUAAAACAGUUGUCUGCUAUCUGUAAACCUUGACUUAAUCAUAAUUUUAACUUCGUAGAAAUCUGAAACUGGAGGAAUGUGUAUUUUAGUAGAGUUUGUUUGUUGAUUUGUUUUCCUUUAUGUCUUUCUUACCCAGCUAGGGAAAUGUUUUGAUUCUCUGACUUGAUGCUGUCCCUGCACAUCAGGUGACUGCUGCCUGCCCCCCAGUGGUCUUUUGUCCCUUAGAAAAGCCUUCACUCUUCUGACAAGAAGUCCUUCCUCAUGAAAGUCAUGUGUUCCUUUUCUGCUGUCACUUAGAUCUUUGAGGAGAGAAAUUCUUUCUGCACUUUAAAGAUGGAAUAGUUAAACAAAAAUUCCUUGAAGAAGAAACUCUCUUUACUUAAACGAAUAGGUCUGGGCCAAAGAACGGAACUGACUGUUGAAAGUCAUUCUUCUUGUACUACAGACCAUCAUUGCCUCCUCAAAUCCUUUUUGGAAUAAAGCUGAGGAUAAAUUUAUUUUCUUAAUUGGGAUUUUUCUUAUAGUAUCUAGUACAGAAUUUCCAGUAAGGAAAAAAAGAGUGAGCAUUAAUAAAAUAUCAUCUUAUCUAUCCAUUUUCAGAAUGGUAGGAAUUUCAGUCCUGUUCAUUUUAAGUUGUCUAUGUUCAUAAGGUCUGAAAUAUGGAAACAUCCACUUAAACUUCACUCUGAAUCCCUCCCUGGCACUGAGAUGGAUGGAAGCAGAUAAUCUCCUCCACACUGUGUCCAUGUCCAGCAUCACAAAAGAGAAAAGCACAAAAUCAAAAAUAGGGAGGGGCCAUAGUGCUUCAUCCGAAGAAUACUCUGUGCAGCUCAGCUUAACUUACAAAUAGCUUGACACCUUUUUUAUAACCUGGCUUUUGUGCUAUAAUUUAAAUUCUUGGCUAAAACUUGGGAAAUAAAUGCAAUUUCAGUUAAGUGAACAGAAGGAAAUGGGGGGGGGGGAAGCAGGAUAAAUCAAUGAAACUAAACUGAUACAAUUCUGCAUUCUUAAAACCUGUUUUCAGGGUUACCAAAGAAUGAUCUCACCCCUGUUCUGUCAUUCCUUCCCAUCUCUUUUUGAUUAUUUGAGAAUUAAUAUAACUAUACUCUUGUGAUUCAUGACUUCUGUUCAUGCUAUCAAGACUAUCUAAAGAAUGUAUAGAAACCCUUGACUGCUGUGCUCCUGAUCUCCAGGGCAAAUGUGAUGUGUGCACACAGAUAACCAAGAAUGGACCAGCGCUUUGAUAAGGUUUUGCAGUAGCUUGGUGCUUUAGCUCACAGCUAGGGGAUCUUUCAAAACAAAGGUAGCUGUUCUCCUCUUGGCUCUUCAUGGGACAAAUCUUAGCUGGAAUCCACAAUAGAAUCAAAGGAGAAAAUGCCCAAAGAUGCUUGAGCAGUUAGUGUUCAUCCUUACUCCCAGCGAGUUAGAUUUCAGGUUUUUAGAGGAGCCUAUCAAAGAAUACAUUGAGGAUAAUUUGCUUCAGCAUAACAAAUUAGGGUCCACUUUAUACCAUUGUUAAAGAAUGGUGGUUGUCAGAUGAACAGGGAGUACUUAGUAGUCCACAUCCUUCACAGCAAGCAUAGGUAAGAAGCCCAUGGCAGAGAAAGUCUACACUUGCUUUGUUUUCAAAAGCCCCACAGUGCCAAAUGUCCUUGCUUCUUUCAAUCUGACACUAUGCGUUGAUUCUCCUCAAAAGCCAGCAUGUAUGUGUGGCUGGGAGCAGUCAGGCAGAGUCACAUGUGCAAAGGGAGGGUUCAGAUACACUGGAGACAGAUUCUUAAGGGUUACCACAUACCAAGUGCUUCUCCAGACUCACUCACAUGCUAAGUCCCAAACUGACUCUGUCAACUUUCAGUAAGACAUAACCUCCAUAAGAAAUCCCACUGCAAAUGUUUUCUUUUUUAACUGCACAAUAUAAGGAGAGUUAUGAUACAGAAUCUGCAUUUUAGAAUAAUAAUUCACUUUGUAUUUAAUAGUUCUACUUUUUGUAUAAGAGUCACUGAGUUAUUUGUACCAAUUUAAAAUUCAUCAUUUUGAGAGAGGCCUUGCAAAUUUCUGUGUAUGUGGAUUAUGUCUGUAUCUGUGUAGCCAGGCCAAAAAACAAUGUAGAAAGCAGGCCUAUUGAUGUUAUGUAAGAUGGCUGCUGCUUGUAGACCUUGAAGAAUAGCUGAUUCUGCUACUCAAAAAGAGCCUUGGACAGUUAAAUUUAGGCCUGAGUUUUAGGAAACAGAAAGGCUCUUGCUUUUCUUUCUGUACUCAUCUCCCAUAGUCCCAGUUACCUGACAUGAGAAAACCAUUAAGUGAAAGCACUACUGACCUUUGCAUUGAGUAGCCAUUUUCCUCCUCUAACUUAUCCCCUUAAUUGCAACUAAACUCUAGGCCUUUCUUUUCUGCCUACUGGCUUAAUGUCUUACAGAACAAUAUAGAGAUACAAGCUGGCUUUUUCUCUCCUUUGAGCUGAAACACACAGGAGCCACAAAAGAGAUGAAUCACACAAGUGUGAGGCAAAGGCUGUGUUUCCCACUUUCAUAACACUGGUAACCUUUAGUAAGAGCUAUUUACGGUUGAGCUUUGAGUGUGUAGUCAUUUUGGUUUGUGGGAUUUCUUUCUUUUUUUCUUCUUUCCUUCCUUCUUUUUUUUUUUUUUUUCACUAAGCAUAAGUGCACUGCGUUGCACUACUGAGAUGAUGCUUUUACUCGUGCCAGGAGAGUGUGUCAAGUAAGGGAAAAAAGAGGCGAGCUGGGAGACUAGGAACCUCACAAAGACAAGACAGAGAUCUUUUCCAUUGGUCUUUACAGAGUCGGUGAGAAUCUGUGGAAUUUUCAACAACCCUUGAUCAAGUCUAGAAACUGAUAUGCUGACAAAACCUGUUUUCUUAUUGUAUGGAAGUGGAGGAUAAGAACAAAUUGAGGAUAUUUCAGAACAAAUUUAUUCAAUUUUGUUUCCAAAUAAGCUUACAGUAAGAGCCACAAGAGUAAGAAAGCUAACUGAGCUGAUGGAAAGCCUUCACCUUGGCUCACAAGAUGACACAGCACACCUCUGUGUGCCUGAGGGUCUUGGUGUCCAUGUUGUGAUAUCCUUUCAAUCCCUGACAAGACCUAGAUCUGGGUAACCAAAGAGGAAGGCCAUGCAUGUGGUGACACUGUAAGGUGACAGUAAGGGAACAGUGCAAUAAACACUGCCAGCCAGUGAGGUGAAUGGCCAACUAGAAAACUGGAGGAAGGGUCCGAGGUGUCAUCAGAAUCCACGAGCUGCUCCAUCCUAGACUGUCCUUAAGCAGAGACUUUGAUAGUGCCUAAAAGUUGAAAGCUGUUGCACCGCCCCCCAACUUUUCAAUUUAUUGUUAUUGCCUUUUUAAAUCUCAGAAGCAACCGGAGUUUGGCAGCUCUUUAGUAACUAUUAGCAAGAGGAUCAUGUACCACCGGAAAAGCAAUAGACUUCGUGGGGAAUGAAACAUGUGUAAGGGUUCUGAGGGACCCCUCCAGAAUCCCAGAUGACAGCUUUUAAAAACUCUUGUCCACUAAGAAUCACAACCCAUGUUGAGUUUCUUGGAACAUUGUCCCAUGUGAGGGCAUCAGUUUGGAAAACUCCCAGUUGAGUCAUUUUCUCCUCCCUCCAUAUCAUCCAUCACAGUCUACCUUUCCAAGUCAAAGUUUCCUCUUAAUAUACAAAAGCGCUAGCCUUGCUAGUUAAACCCCACAUAGGCCAUUCAGAACUAAAGCAGCCCCUUAGGCAUGCAGAGCAUUUCCUAUAUUCAAAUAGGAAUUCUAAAUAAGAGAUCUUAACAGAUACUUAGAAUGCACAGGGAAAGCACUAAAAGGACAUGGGGACAGCCAACCAAAGCUAUGAGAAGAAAUAAUUGGCCUUUUAAAGUAUCCUCACAUUGACUAUUGUUGGAUACCUUUCUUCAAGCUUUGGGGAACAAAUUUUUCUUGAAACUUGGAUAUUCGCUCCUUUUCUGUCACCAAAGAUUUUCUUCUCCAUAUCCCAGCCUCCUCUCUCCCAAGCAGAAGUACCAUAACAGGCCUGGGGAUGCUUCCCAUGGUUGACAGAGGACACCCUCCUUCUGUUCACAGUGGUAUUUACAGAUUGUGAGAGUAGAAGGGCUACUAACAGUCUCUAGGACUUGAGAGUUAGUCAUAAAAGGUUAAAAAAAUACACAGUACUACUUGACAAUAUAAACUGUGUGAAAUACAGUUGUAACCUGGAGGCUUGUGGAGAGAAAGAAACUUCCAUGGAAGAAAGUGAGUUAAAUAAUUUAGAACCAAGCAAAGAUCAUUGAUGAGAGAGAGUCAAUGAGCAAUAUGAAACGGCAAACUGGGGCUCUCUGUGUGCCCUGAGCCAAUGGCAUGUGAAAGUAGACAACAAGCCAGAGAACUCCAGUACUGAGAUGCUCCAGUGUGGGGAGUCUUGCUGUGACUGCUGAGGUGGUUGAGAUGUUCAUGGGAAGGGAAAUCCGUGGAAGCAGAUCUGUCAUGAUAGUGCCUUUCUUGUUGUAGCAAGUGAUGUAUUCAGUUACACUUUUCUGGACCAUUGCCCCAUCUUCUGAGGAGGUCGGAGGGAUGAAGGGAUAGGAUAUUGCCCCUGGAAUGCUGUGAUUUGAAGAAGUUUGCACUAGAUUCUAAGCUCUCCUUUAAUGAAAGAAUGAGAGGGAAAAAAUGACAACUCAAAGUUAAAAGAAACCCAAAGUAAUGUGUUCUUUUAACAUAUCUCCCCUUCAGUACUACUUUCCCUCCUUUCCUUUCCUUCCUUCCUCUCUCCCUCCCUUCUUUAUCUUUCUCCUUUUCCUCUUAAGGGAAACUACACAUUUCUUAUUACCAAAUCCAACUCUUAACAAUUCUUUUUCUUUGUCCCCACACACACACUGAACCAUAAGUUAAUCAACCAUUGGCUAGAGCUAGCUAGUCAAGAGCUUCUCCCCUUACAAUUUUGCUUGCCUUCUCUGCCUCAUCAAGCAUGUACCACAGAUCUACUGGACCCACCCAGCUCUUAUGGAAGCCAGUGAGUCUGGAUUUCAUGCCAAUAGAUGACCUGACACACAUUGUGAUCUGUAGCUCAUCCAAAAGGAUGUUUAGAAACAAAAUGAAGCCACUGUGUUUUAGCAUCAGAUGAAGGUAGUGCCCCAAGUUCACCUGUUUCUUCUUCUCCUCUCUCCCACCUAUUGCCACGUCCUCUCCACCAGAAUGAUACUUCAUCUCAGAUAUGUCACCAGUAGGAUGAUAACUCUUCCAAAAUUAAAACCAAGCAAAUACUAUUAGCAACUCCCUUAUGGUUGGAUAGCUUCCCAAGGGUAUCUACCUGAUCUUGAUCAUCAGUUCUGAUAACUUGGAAGUUUUAGCUGGCUCAAACAUCUGUCAACUUUAUUUUCAUUUUGUUUCCAUUUCCAUUUGAAUAUUGAGUGAGAGUGGAAAGGUAGAAUCAUGGGAAAGAUUUGGAGGCUGCAAUUCUAGGGUAUAGCUUGUCAGAAUUCUGUAUUAUCCAAAAUAGAAUUUUCUACUUGUUUCCAAUUUAAUGUUACCCCAAAUAUAAUUUCUAUUACAUUUAUUGUUAUUUUUAUAAAGAUAGAGUCCAUUUGCUAUGUCUAGUUGAGUGCUCUUUUUCUAUUUCCCCACAUGGAUGCAGUACCAACCUGUUACUUAAAUAUCUUUUUAUUAUAUUGUUAAUAUGUAAUUCUACUGUAGACCAAAAAUAUAAAAACAAAUUUGCUCAUUUAAAACAUAUAAAGAAUCUAGUAAGGAUGAAGAGAAAAGAUGAAGAGCAGUGGUUAACUGUGUUGUUAGAAAUCUAAGAGUAGCCUUACCUAUUUUUAACCAGUGCUUGCCAGUCAUACCAUAGUUGGGAUUAUAUUAUCUUGGCUUCUUCAUGCUUCUGUUCUACAAAUCUUGUUUGUCUAUUUUAUUUGAUGUAAUUGAGGUUGCACAUGAUGCUUUUUUUUAUAAUGCCUGAUUUUAUUGUACUUUUAUCACUCAUUUCCUUUAGAAGAAUGAGGGGGAAUGUUUUAUUUCUACUUUUAAUUUAAAUUUUGUUUAAUGCACUGGAAAUAAAAUUGGACACAUUUCACUGUUUAAAAAUCAAAAACAAAACAAAACCCCGAAGAAAAAACCAGCAAACAAAUCAGUAAGUGACACACACAAACAAAAGCUAUGGAAAAUAAUCUAUUCAUGUAAAAUAUAUGUAUAAGCUAUGUCUCACAUGAGAGAUAAAUACUGUCAAGUAAGAGAAACAUAUAGUGUAAGCUACAGUGCAGAAAACUCUUUAAAGAGGAACCUGAGUUUAAAGUGUGUGGAGAAGACAGGCCAUUUCUUUCUGAGGAGAGAUCUUGUCAUUAUUCCAAUAAAAACCAAAUAAAUUGAAUGCAGAAGAGAUUAAAGAGGGAGUAUCUCAGCUACACACACACACACACACACACACACACACACACACACACACGUUGAGAAGGCUUUGUAGAAAUGUCUGUAUCCAGUGCACACAUGCACACAUGGCAGUGCUCUGAUGGUCCUCAUGCUAUUUCACACAGUUCUCUGAGGCUUACCGGUGACAGUCACACACAUGGAAGACUGUAAGUCACUGAAAUUGGUGUGUGUUAACAAAGCACUUCAAUCCAGCCUUCUCCCUUCUCCAGCAUCACCCACUACAAGGCCAGCUGCCCCACACAUGUGCACAGUGAGAGCUCAGACACAGGUUACUUCUCUUAGCCAACGGGUUCAUUAUUUGCUCAAAUAUUUGCUGGGUUUUUCUGGUUUUGUUCUGUUUUAGAAUGGGGUGGGAGUGGAUGUAACUUCACAAUCCUAAUACAGUAAAGUUUUGCAUCUUCCAUAUCUUAUGCAAAAACAGACAUUUAAAUCAAUAAAUAAUUGUGCCCUAGACUGAAAGUUAAUGUUUAGGAGAGGGAAAAAUUGUUGGAAUUUUUUCUACAUUUUUUUGUGAAGAAUCUUUUUUGGAAAGGAAGGAUACAUAUUUUUGUUGUGUAAUAUUUUCUAUUUUUGAAUGCAUUUUAUUGGUACAAGACUGUUUUUUUGGUGAAGACAUUAUUUAAAAAAAGAAAAAAAGAAAAAAACUAAUCGAAAAGUUUGCCCUUAAGGAUAUGCUGCAGUUUUGAGGUUAAAAAAAUAAUAACUGAUUCAAGAUGCGUGUGAAAAGUUGGGAUUAUAUUGUUGUUUUUUGUAAUUGUUACAAGAAGAAGUUUGUACCCACUGCUGUUUAUUUUGUUUCAGAUGAGUAAGUAAAGGGAUUGUUCUUGUUUUAUUCUUUUUUUAGAGAAAAAGCUAUUUAUGAAAUGUCAAAAACACUGGACUGUGAGUUUAAGUGUGGAAGCAUUUACCACCCUGUGUCUUCAACCGAUUAUGGGAAAGCCCUUUUCUCUUCCCCCCGCCUUAGCCUUGCCAAAUGAGGAAACAUAACAGCUCUCAGAUGACAGAGGCCUCCGAAGCCCUGCUUUAAUUUUUUGGUCUGAAAAAGUCGGAAAACCAAAGUUAAAUUUGUUUCUGAAAUCCCACUGUCCAUAGCCCCUUUUUUGUAUAACAUAGCCGGUUGGCUCUGCCUCUCCAUCUUGGAUCAUUGCCUUCUUAGGAACCUGGGACCAGCUCUACGGAGAGAGGCAUGAAGGUGGUGAGGUCUCCCGAAGUGAAGUGGGAGUGGGACUUGAGCCUCCCCAGGGCAGCUGAGCUUCUUCAUCCAGAGGCGAGGAUGCCAAGAGCACACACAGCCAACAGUGCCUGGAGGGCUUACCGCUGUCACCUUCAUCUUCUGCUUCUAAGACCCUCCAGUUACCAUGGCUCUGCCUUUCCCAACAGCCCACGUUCCAUUGAUGGGAGGGGACGGGAUCCAAAUAGAAAACAUGGCUACGGGUGCUGUGAAGGCCCCGGCCCUCAGGAGGUAAAGCAAGGGACCACUCAGCACAGGGCUCUUGCUGCCCGCCUCCUCUUUGACUCUGUGGAUUGUCCAUCCAUCUGCUCACUGUGAAGAUGGAGAGGCAGUGUGCCCUGAGGCUGUUCAAUAGCUUUUCCAUAUUUUUUCAACAUUGAAAAAAUAAUUUUUAAAAACUGUGAUAUUUUUUAAAAAAAAUCAUUUGGCUGGAGGGAAGGGAAAAGGGAAACACCAAAAGCUGUAACAUGAUUAACUGGAGAUAUUUAUAACUGGGGCACUUUCCAGACCAUGACAAAUACAUUCUUUUCUGGACCCUAAAGCAGCAAACUCUUGAGAUUGUCAGUGACAAAAAGCUGAAGAGAGGCAUCCCUUUCCUCCUUCUUUCUCCUCUGUCUCAAAAUCUCUCGUUUUCUUCUAGCUUCCCUUGAUAACUGGCCAAUGGGCUUCAUACUUCAUAUGUGCAAAAACACGUGCACGAGCACACUCCCAAACACACAGACACACAAGCAAAAAAAACAAAACAAAACAAAACAAUCUAUUUCUCUUGAGGAUCGUGGGACCGAAUUAAAGUCAUGUGCCUUCAUUUUUUCCUUUUAUAGUUAAGUGAACCUCUUCCUUUUUACAGUGUGUUGGGUUUUGUUUUGUUUUUAGAAGAGGGGAGGUUAAAGUUUUUCUGGAAGAUUUUAAGCAUCAUUUAGAAGAGAAUUUUUGAAAAAACAAUUCCCCACUAAAUACUAAACACAAACAUCUCAACCCCUUCACAUUGCACUGUGCACACUUAGAGCAUCAAGUAGUCAGAUACCUGACAACCUAACCCACUUGAUUUUAGAGUGGUUUCUGAAAUCUCUAUUCCUAGACUUUUUUAUUAUUUAUCAAAAUGAGGCGAGUGAGGCAAGUUGCCUUGCUCUCCUAACUUGGUGCUUUUUCUUGUGGGGGUGGGGUGGGGUGGGGUGGUGGUGGGGAGGUAGAGACUGAGGGUUCAUUCAGAAAGAUCUCUGGUGCUGAAGGGCCUCGAGUUCCUUUCAGAAAAUGUGUUUGACACAUUCUUACGCACACAAGUGAAUGAUAUCACAUGCAAUAUUCUAAUGGAACAAGGCAAGAGGCUCUCUGAAGUGGGGUUUUGCUUUUUUUCAUAACAUUUGAUUUCUCUGGUGCCUUAUUCCUACUCGAUGCUGGCACUCACAUACCCACGGAACAAACGCUGAUGUUGGCCUCAGGAAUGAGGACCUCUAGGUGAUCCUUGAGCAUGUGAGGGACAUGGAACAUUGGAGUCAGUGGGGAAGGAACUAGAUGGCAUCUCUUAGCUGAAACUACACAGGGACUGCACAAGCCCAUCACAGUCAAGAUUAGCAAUGCACAUGCAGAUGCGUGCACAGACACACACACACACACACACACACACACACACACACACACACACACACACACGCACCAAAUAUACUCUUUCUUCUCUGAACUUCCCUCCUUCAUUUCCUAUCUCUGCCUUCUCAUAACGGUGCUGCUGCUGCUGCUGCUGCUGCUGAGGUGCCCGGAGUCCAGAAUGCCCAGUAAUCACUCAGGCACAAGCCUGGCACUGCCACGUCAGCCCUUGGCAAGACCAAACCCAGGUUUCUCUUGCCUGGGACUGAAAACCGUCAGAUUUUUCUCAACAACAACAACAAAAUGUUAUCCAAGGAAUCAGUGGAUUACAGUUACUCUGCAUUGAAAAUGCACUUUAAAAACUAAUACAAGCUCCAGACUGUUUAAAACACACAGAGGGAGCAGGGGAAAGAUAAACAUGUGCUAAUGUCUGAACCCAGUUCAGCUUAUCUCCAGUUGAAACAAUAUACACUCUAUUAUGUAUAAAUGUAUACACACUUCCUAUAUAUGUCUACACAUAUCUGGUGUAUAUAUUAUACAUGUAUAGGCCUGUGUGUGUACAUACACACAUGCACAUAGCGGAUCAGAUGCUCAUUAGUACACAAACAGCAGCAGAGGAAACAAGGUUGGACUCUUGCAACAGAUCACAAAAAAUAAAAACAGCCACUUGCAGUGACUUUGGUCAUUUCUGUAUGUUCAUAAAGAAUGGAUUGUAACAAAGAAAAAAAGGAACAGUGUUAGUGAUAGAGGAAAACUGGGCAAACCCAUCUUGAUCCAAUGGGAAUGCAGUAAUGUUCUAUACCAUUUCACCAAUUAUUUUUUUUAGUCAUGAUGAUUUUAAGUUUUGGCUAUUAAAAAUGUUUUAUAAUCAAGUGACUACAUCCAAGUGAACAAAACAACUACAGUGAAAGCCCUUUUCAGUAGGAAGAUGUCAGAAAUCUCAAAACCCUUGGCCUGGCUCAGAACUACCAUGUGCAAACCAGAACUCUCUCAACGUUUGAAAUAAAAACUUUAAAACUCUUUGAAGCACCUUAGUGUGGCCAUCCAUGUGACGAGUGGGUGCCACUUUCUCCUUUGAGCACCUUAUUGACGUGUUUUACUAUCUGCUGUCUAUCUGUUACCUGUUAGCUCAUUAGCUAGCUGUUAACACACACACAUGUGCACAGACCAGACAUCUGGGCAUGCGUGUUCUCAAUGAAGUUUACUGUGGUGACUGCUGAAAGGCGAACUCAUUUCCUGAUUCUCCUGCCACAGUGUUGUGAUAAGACUCGAAGAAACCCUGUCCCUGCACGGAAAAAUGUUCCUUAUCACAGUGUAUAUUAAGGUGGGAAGGAAUAUGGUCCCUUUUAUGCAAUUGCUACUGUGUAUACACACCCGUGCGCGCACACACUGUAUAUUCAGACCUAACAAACACAUAUACACAUAGCUCAUUUGUCCAAGUGAUAUUUCAAAUGUCUCUGUGGGUGUCACAAACUGUAUGCAGUUUUCCAUUUCCCAGAGAAUGUUGAAUGGAGGGCAACUUUUCAGACUGAAGAACUGGGCACUGGGAAAGAGUUUGGAAAGAGUAAGAGGCAAGAAAAGAGAGACCAUUAAAUCAAAAGAAUAAUUUCCUAAGAGGAACUGUGUGAAUGGCUGUCCACGCAGGUGGGUGUGGAACACUGUCUUCUCAGUCUGCGCUGUAGAAACCCAAGCACACAUCAACACACAUCCUCCCACAGGGACAUGGUCCGGGAUGAGCAGGUCAAUAGUUUUGAGAGGGAGUUUGUUCCUUUUUUUUUUCUCUCAUUAUACUCUUGUUGUCAGUUAUUAAACAAACAAACAGAAAAAUUGUUUUGAAGAACCUUGCAUACGCCUUUUCUAUCAAGUGCUUUAAAAUAUAGACUAAAUACACACACCCUGCCAGUUUUUCUUACAGUGACAGUAUCCUUACCUGCCAUUUAAUAUUAGCCUCGUAUUUUUCUCACGUAUAUUUACCUGUGACUUGUAUUUGUUAUUUAAACAGGAAAAAAAAUUCAAAAAAAAGAAAAAUUAACUGUAGCGCUUCAUUAUACUAUUAUAUUAUUAUUAUUGUGACAUUUUGGAAUACUGUGAAGUUUUAUCUCUUGCAUAUACUUUAUACAGAAGUAUUACGCCUUAAAAAUACGAAAAUAAAUUUUACAAGGUUUCUGUUUUGUGUGGAAGAGUAAUUGAUGUUGCUAAGAAUGAUGUUUGUUUUUUGGGGUUUUUGUUGUUUUUUUUUAAAUGUUACCAGCACUUUUUUUGUAAGUUUCACUUUCCGAGGUAUUGUACAAGUUCACACUGUUUGUGAAGUUUGAAUAUGAAGGAAUAAUUAAAAAAAAACAAAAAAACUCUUC
Molecule: messenger RNA, 26178 nt
Organism: Cricetulus griseus (Chinese hamster)
Lineage: Eukaryota; Metazoa; Chordata; Mammalia; Rodentia; Cricetidae
Source: RefSeq, a predicted model, not a curated record